Molecule: messenger RNA, 732 nt
Organism: Hippoglossus stenolepis (Pacific halibut)
Lineage: Eukaryota; Metazoa; Chordata; Actinopteri; Pleuronectiformes; Pleuronectidae
Source: RefSeq, a predicted model, not a curated record
AACAUCACGUGGCACCGCCCCACGGCCGCUGGCGUCGUGUCGGUGGGCCUCCUGUUCUCCAUCGCUGUAGCUGCCCAGUGGACUCGAUGGCCCAACAAGCCUGAAUAGAAGAAAUACGUAAAAGCUCUAAAACCAAGGCGAAUAUAUUGUUUGACCAGAGCUGGAACAUCUCAUAUAUCUGCAAUAGGAGACUUUUUUACCAGAAUAAUGAAAACUGAGAGGUUUAUCUAUGGAGGAACACGGGGCUCUGGAAGAAGAUCUUUCCUCCGUCUGCUGGCCAGAUGAUUGGCUGAAGAGCUGAACACACUUCUGAUUUGUCCUGAUUCCUCCAUCUAUCCAGAGGGGAUCGUUUUAAAGAUGGUGGAAAUUAUGGCCGGUCUGAAUGGUGUUUACAGCAUCAUGGAUUAUUAUGAGCAUGAGCAGAGGCGAGCAGUGGAAUACGUGUCCACUGUGCACAAAGCCAUGAAUGGGCUGGAAAACUUCCUGUGCUACUCAUCAACAAACCUACUUAGAAACUCAGCAGGACAAAGUGAACCAGUGACAUAAAGAGACAAAAGAGAGCCUCCAUUGGCUUUGCUCCACGGGAAUUCUGUUGUUCUUAUUGAAUCUUCCACAAAGUUCCAUGAACUUCUCACCUUGCUGUGUGUGAAGGCGUCGCUGCAACAGGAGAAGCACAGAAAACUUCUGGCAUCUGCUGACAUCAGGAAACUGUUACUGCUCCAUCUGCUGUAG